This is a messenger RNA of Rhodofomes roseus, 744 nucleotides long. RefSeq lists its product as uncharacterized. Lineage: Eukaryota; Fungi; Basidiomycota; Agaricomycetes; Polyporales; Fomitopsidaceae. The transcript is spliced from 4 exons. Gene Ontology annotation, molecular function: heme binding; iron ion binding; monooxygenase activity. Bases 163 to 654 code for a protein of 163 amino acids. The record is from RefSeq and is a predicted model, not a curated record.
CCGUGCUGCGGACGGGAUCGUAUGAUCAGCUGGACAGUCUGCCGCUGCUAGAUGGUGUCUGCCGGGAAACCUUGAGAUUGUGAGUAAGGUGCGAUGAUUCCGCUUGUCGACAUCUGAUGUCUACAUGCUUUUUCCUUAGGCACCCUCCAGCGACCAAUGUGAAUGGUCUGCGGAUGUACUGUAGGCGUACUGACAUUUAUAUUUAGGGCUACAGCGGACAGGAUGCUCCCGCUCUCCCAACCAGUCAACACGUUAGACGGGAGAACACGAAGCAAAGUCUUUGUUCCUGAAGGAACGAAGACAUUGAUUGGCGUUUAUAAGUCGAAUGCAAGCAAGAAAUUCUGGGGACCCGAUGCCCUAGAAUGGAAGCCACAACGCUGGACUCAACUGCCACCUACCGUAGCAGAGGCUCACAUACCGGGUGUGUAUUCGCACCUGCUGUCCUUCAUUGCAGGGAAGCGAGCAUGCAUCGGCUUCAAGGUUUCCGAGAUGGAGAUGAGGGUCGCACUCGCUGUCAUCGUGACAAUAAUCAUCUUUGACCUCCCAGAAAACCCCUUCACAUGGAACGUCGCCGCUGUAUGGGACCCAAUCGUAGGCCGAGAGAGCGUGAAGCCCGAGAUGCCACUCAGAUUCAGCAUGUAUGCAGCGCAAUGAGGGAUUGCAAGCCGUAACCAUUUCGCGACUGCGUUUGUUAUGUGUUUGUUGUUGCACGUUCAGCGUCUAGGUCCAGCUACUGAUAAGCAC